AUGGCUGUUUUAAACCCACUUAACCCUGUACAAAUCCUGAAUAUUGGUGCUGAAGAAGAAAAAUCUGAAAUUGCUCGUUUGUCUUGUUUUGCUGGAGCAAUCACAAUUGGUGAUCUCAUCAAAAGUACUCUUGGACCAAAAGGGAUGGAUAAGAUAUUACUGAAACAAGGCCGUGUUGAAUCAAUUGAAGUUACCAAUGAUGGUGCUACAAUUUUAAAAUCUUUGGGUGUUGACAACCCAGCUGCAAAAGUACUAGUUGAUAUUUCUAAAGUACAAGAUGAUGAAGUUGGUGAUGGAACCACAUCAGUUGUUGUUUUUGCUUGUGAAUUAUUAAAGGAAGCAGAAAAUCUUGUUCGAAUGAAAAUACAUCCACAAACCAUCAUUGCUGGUUGGAGAAAAGCUACUAUUGCAGCACGUGAGGCUUUGGAAAAUUCUGCUGUUGACAAUGGAAAUAAUCCUGAAAAAUUUCGACAAGACCUUAAAAACAUUGCUCAAACAACUCUAGGCUCCAAGAUUCUCAUCCAACAUCGUGAGCAAUUCUCUAGUCUUGCAGUAGAUGCUAUUCUCAAAUUGAAGGGCAAUGCUGAUAUAAGUGCUAUCCAAAUUAUAAAAAAAUUAGGUGGUGGAAUGGCAGAUUCAUAUCUAGAUCAAGGUUAUCUUCUUGACAAAAAGAUUGGUGUUAAUCAACCAAAACGAAUAGAGAAUGCUAAGAUUUUAGUUGCAAAUACACCCAUGGAUGCUGAUAAAAUCAAGGUAUUUGGCUCUCGAGUAAAGGUGGAUGCAAUCUCAAAAGUAGCAGAUCUUGAAGUAGCUGAAAGAGAAAAGAUGAAGGAUAAAGUGAAUAAGAUUUUGAAACAUGGCUGUAAUGUCUUUAUCAAUCGACAAUUAAUCUAUAAUUACCCUGAGCAGUUAUUCUCUGAUGCAGGAGUUAUGGCUAUUGAACAUGCUGAUUUUGAAGGAGUAGAACGUUUGGCUUUGGUUACUGGUGCUGAAAUAGUGUCCACUUUUGAUUCACCAGAAACUGUUAGACUUGGUCAUUGUGAUUUAAUUGAAGAAGUAAUGGUUGGAGAAGAUAAAUUAAUUAAAUUUUCUGGUGUUGCUCUUGGUGAAGCUUGUACCAUUGUGUUAAGAGGUGCAACACAGCAAAUUUUAGAUGAAGCUGAAAGGUCAUUACAUGAUGCUCUUUGUGUUUUAUCACAAACGGUGAAGGAAACUAAAACAGUUUGUGGAGGUGGUUGCAGUGAAAUGUUAAUGGCUGAAGCUGUUGUUAAUCUUGCUGCCAAGACUCCUGGUAAAGAAGCUGUUGCAAUGGAAUCAUUUGCUAAGUCACUUAGAAUGAUCCCAACAAUCAUCAGUGAAAAUGGUGGUUAUGAUAGUUCUGAUCUUGUUGCUCAAUUGCGUGCUGCUCAUACUGAGGGUAAAAACACUUAUGGUCUUGAUAUGACCAAUGGUACAAUUAAUGACAUGAGGUGUCUUGGAAUAACAGAGUCUCUUCAAGUAAAACGCCAAGUCCUGUUGAGUGGAUCAGAGGCUGCAGAAAUGAUUUUAAGAGUGGAUGAUAUUGUUAGAGCUGCUCCUAGGAAGCGACAACCAGAUAUGCGGUCACACUAA
Messenger RNA from Acanthosepion pharaonis, 1611 nucleotides. NCBI's taxonomy places the organism in Eukaryota, Metazoa, Mollusca, Cephalopoda, Sepiida, Sepiidae. The record is from the annotation of a GenBank genome assembly.